AUGGCUAGCCAACGUGUCGAGCAGAUUGCCGCUCAUCUGAACUACCCAAAGGGUAUGCUCAAUGGGUCCGUUGCGAUCAUAACAGGAUCCGGACAGGGGAUUGGUGCCGAGACGGCCAGGCUAUUCGCAAAGGAGGGUGCCAAGGUCGUGGUGUCAGAUAUCGAUGCCAAGAAAUCGCAGAGUGUAGCGGACGAGAUCAACAAAGCUGGCGGACAAGCUACGUCGAUACCUGGCGAUAUGCUUGACGAUAAAUACAUCGCCGAUCUUGUAAAGAAGACAGCAGAGUUUGGUAAUGGCAAGAUCCACAUCAUCGUCAACAAUGCCGGCUAUACAUGGGACGGCGUCAUUCACAAGACCACAGACAAACAAUGGGACACCAUCAUCGCCCUCCACAACACCGCACCCUUCAAGCUCGUCCGAGCCGCAGCACCCUACUUCCGCGUCAAAGACGGCGAACCUCGCUCCAUCGUGAACGUCUCCUCCACCUCCGGCCUCCACGGCAACGCAGGCCAGGCCAACUACGCUCUCGCCAAAGCCGGCGUGACCGGUCUCACCAAGACCAUCGCCAAAGAAUGGGGUCCUCAGUUCGGGGUCCGGGCCAACACGGUUGCAUUUGGUCACAUAAUGACUCGUCUGACAGCCGCCAAGGAAGAGGGUGCAUUCGUGCUUACGCCAGAUGGUGAGAAGGUCGCUCUUGGCAUACCGCAAGCGCAGCGGGCGGCGAAGAAGGGCGAUGAAGCUGCGGCGUACAAGGACAUUCCGCUUGGAAGGCCUGGAACGGCCACUGAGGCUGCUGCGGCGGUCUUGGCCAUGGUCUCGCCACUGUUCAGCUACAUCACUGGGCAGACGAUUAGUGUUACUGGUGGUAGGAAUAUUUAG
Messenger RNA from Recurvomyces mirabilis, 879 nucleotides. RefSeq lists its product as uncharacterized. The coding region runs from base 1 to 879 and encodes 292 amino acids. NCBI's taxonomy places the organism in Eukaryota, Fungi, Ascomycota, Dothideomycetes, Mycosphaerellales, Teratosphaeriaceae. The record is from RefSeq and is a predicted model, not a curated record. The transcript has 3 exons.